Physcomitrium patens is the source of this 1294-nucleotide messenger RNA. RefSeq lists its product as uncharacterized. The record is from RefSeq and is a predicted model, not a curated record. Lineage: Eukaryota; Viridiplantae; Streptophyta; Bryopsida; Funariales; Funariaceae.
UUUAACCUUCGUUGGGUGUAUGCGGCACUUUUCUAGCGGGAGCGAGUGUUUCAUGUACCCCAUGUCUUAAAAUUUCUUGCAGAGUGAUUGUAAUGGAAGUGAAUCAGAGACGAGAUUGGACCCUCUUUGCGAUGAGUUUGGGGUUUAGUGGCUGCAUUGACGGAUUUACGAUGGUGAUGAGAGCGUGCAUGAGCGUAGAGUUCGUUUCAGUUUUGUCUAAGUUUGUGUAGGGGUCGGGGGAUAGCAUUGGUAGCAGCAUUCCUUAGGGUCCAUGGCAGCCUCAGAAUUCGAGACGGUCAAUGAUGAUGGGUUUGUUUUUAAGGUUCGCAAGAGGCGUUUAGAGGAGAUAAAUGUUAAACCUCUGGCUGUGAAGGAAGGGCAGCGUCAUGAGGAUCAGGAACCUGUUGAGGAACAAUCUGUAAAGUUGGAGAAGAAAGCAAAGAGGUUGAUGACACUCAAAGCGAUGUAUGAAGCCGAGUUAGAGGCUUGGAAGAAACUAGAAGAAGCUGCUGCACCGCCCGUUCCUGAUGAGCCUUCUUCAGAAAAGUCACCUUCAAGUCCUGAACAUGAUCUACAUGCUGAGUUUUUGAAAGAACUUAAAAUUGAGGUCGAAAACGUGGAGGAGUAUAUCAAGCGGCUGCAAGACCAUAUUGUUAUUGCAGAAAGCACGUACAAACUGUGCGUGAAGGAGAUGCGAGAGGAUGCCAACUUUCGGCCAGCAGAUGAGAUUGUUCUUGCUCUCACAGGUCAAGCAAUAUCCGAUGAUGUUAUUGCAACUCAAGCAUCACUUGGAUCUUCUGUAUCACUAAGUGAUGUGUAAACAUCGAUUGAGAAGGUGCUAAGUGGUUCUGAUCGUGCAUCUCCUCAGCACAAUGGUCCCGGUGGUUCGACAAAUAUGUUCUUCUUGGUUUACGCACAGCAACUAGACAAGGGUUACUUCCUCUUUAAAUGUAAAGGAAUCUUCUAACGGUUUAAACAGCGAAAUUUAGACAUGGUUCAUUCUUUUUAUCCCUGGGACAUAUCUCUAGUACCUCUUGGUUCUGUGUUACAGUAUUCAAAAGACAAAUUGUACAAUACAGUUGUCUAGGUUAGAAAAGCAAGUGAAACUCUACCGGUGGGAAGGUUAUUGGAUUAUUCUUCAGGAGAACUACGUUGAUCUAUUUUUUCUGUUCACGUGUGACAGAAGAUAAUGCUUUGCACCACCAUAGCUUGAACCAGUUUCAAGUUCUCUCAGUUCACAAUAUGUAGCUUCGUCUGCAAUGCAAGGAGUGGCAAACUCAUCCCAUGAGCUCAA